This is a messenger RNA of Pogonomyrmex barbatus (red harvester ant), 1039 nucleotides long. RefSeq names its product Metazoan SpoT homolog-1 (gene Mesh1). The record is from RefSeq and is a predicted model, not a curated record. NCBI's taxonomy places the organism in Eukaryota, Metazoa, Arthropoda, Insecta, Hymenoptera, Formicidae. Gene Ontology annotation, molecular function: guanosine-3',5'-bis(diphosphate) 3'-diphosphatase activity.
UGCUAGUUGCGGCAUCUUUGAUAUAGGGAGGACAAAGUCACAUGAUUUAUCGCCAUUUUGAGAACUGUACAUUCAAGUAUGGGAGAGAAAGAGAAGGAGAGAGAGAUAGCAGUGAUGUCUGAAUGUGUCAAAUCUCUUAAAAGUGAUGAAAGUUGCGAAAAAUGUGGAAAAGAGCUGUCAAAAGAAGAAUUAUUAUCGCAAGUAAUAAAAUGCGCCAAUUUUGCUGCGGAGAAACAUCGAAAUCAAAGAAGGAAGGAUGUCGAUGAAACGCCAUAUAUAAAUCAUCCUUUAGGCGUAGCAAAUAUUUUAAUUCAAGAAGGUAUGGUUUUUGAACCAGUUGUAAUUCUAGCAGCAAUUUUACAUGAUACGGUAGAGGAUACAGAUACUACAUUUUUGGAAAUUGAAAAAGAAUUUGGAUGUAAAGUUGCUCAGGUGGUUCGAGAAAUGACUGAUGAUAAAACAUUGUCAAAAGCUGAACGUAAACGAUUGCAGAUAGAACACGCACCUAAUAUUUCUCGUGAAGGAAAGUUAGUAACACUGGCUGAUAAAUUGCAUAAUUUGAGAGAUCUUAAGAGAAGUAUACCUGUUGGUUGGACGAAUGAAAGAGUACAGGAAUAUUUUAAGUGGGCGAAAGAUGUUGUAAAUGGAUGUCGUCAAAUUAAUUCCAAUUUAGAAAAAGAAUUAGAUAUUUUGUUUGCCUCAUGUGGUUUACUUUAAAAAUCCAUCAAAAUCCUCUAUAAAUAUAAUAAUUGAUAAAAUUAUAAAUAUAACAAAAUAUAGCCUUUUUGCAAUAUUCAUCAUAAAACAAUUUCAUAUAAUUGGCCAAUGAUUCGGCCUCUUCUUCUGUGACUGCAUUAUAUAAAGAUGCACGUAUUCCACCGACCGAUCUGUGAAAAGAUAAUUGAAUAUUAUUUCAUUAGAUUAUAUAAAAUUAUUCUAUUAAUAUUACACAAAAAUACACAAAAAUUUUGGAUUUGUACAAAAUAUUAUAAAGAUUUUAAUAAACAUAUGAUUAGAAUUAGUUAAAUCAAAUCAGAAA